Molecule: messenger RNA, 4453 nt
Organism: Dermochelys coriacea (leatherback sea turtle)
Lineage: Eukaryota; Metazoa; Chordata; Testudines; Dermochelyidae
Product: deubiquitinase DESI2-like
Exons: 5
Coding region: 1478-2068 (196 amino acids)
Biological process (GO): protein deubiquitination
Molecular function (GO): deubiquitinase activity
Source: RefSeq, a predicted model, not a curated record
CAGCUGUUGCCUGGGGAGGGCCGGGGAAUGCUGGGCUUUGCUGAUGUAACGGGCUCCCUGCACUUUUCAUUCAGAUCUGGUUGGCUGCAAGCUGGCAGAGAGCCUGAGCGACGCCUCCAACUCCGAUGAGGUCAUCCCAGCUCCCUUUUUUGGCUACUACAGGCAAGAUCUGCGCUGCCUCAGCCUUAAGGUCAGCUCGCUGCUCCCCCGGGAAAACUGAUGCCUCUAGGAAGCCCCCUGCCGCCCUCCCCCCCGCGAUUCCCUUGAAGCCGGACCGCGGCGGAGUUCUCGUUGGCUCGGAUGUGAAUGCUGUUUGCGAGUCGGUUGCAAGAAAUCGCGGAGCUGCCAGUGCCCGGCGCCCGCCUAACGAGGGCCAGGGCUGAGGCAACUCCCGAGCUCGCUCAGGCCGCUCCUCACCUCGUCUCCGUCCCCGGGCGGGGAUGCCGCGGGCUCCAGCCGCGCUCGGACCCCGGAGAGUGGCUCCUGCGGGGCAGGCGGCUCCCGAAGUAGGGGUUGCAGCUCACCCCACGCUCCGAGCGGCGGGAAGAGCGAGGGGUUCCCGCGCUGGGCGCGCUCCCGCCCGCGGGCAGCUCCCUGCACGGCGGGCCGGAGACAAACUCCCUCCGCCUGCGAGGGCCGAGUAACUCCAGGGCUCGCUGAGCAGCCCAGGGGCUGGCCUGGCCCUGCGGCGCGUCCCGCUCCUCGGCCGAGAGGCCGGCGGGAGCCGGAAUCCCGCCGCAGCUUCCCUGCCGCGGCUUCCGAUGCCCUUUCGGCUCCGCCGGGUUCCCCGCACGCGGCCCCCGAAGAGACCCGGCGAGAAACUUCAGCACCCUCGAGAGGCGGCGGCGGCGCGGGCUCGCGGGUGCGUCAAGCCAAGGCCGGCCCGGGUUGGGCUCCCCGCCUUUGGGAGCGGGGACCCCGGGAGGGUGAGGGGCUGCACCCACCCUCAUUGCACCCGCGCCAGCACAGCGAUGGGGAGCUGACCUUCCUCCGCCGGCCGCGCGGCUCCGCAUUCGGCUGCUCCCUUUCAAUGCCGCCUUCGGCCGGGAGUCCUCGUCUCUUUCGCUAGUUCCACCCGCCCCCCCCUCCCCGCAAAUUUUCCGGAGAAAGCGGGGCUGCUAUCCGUGCAAAGAGCCGGGCCUGUCUGUCCUUUGCAUUGGCGGCUCCAAGGCUGGAGGGUGCCUGGGAAGCGUGUUGUACCAAUGCAGCAACCCCGAUGAGCUGCAGCGUUAGAAAGAAACCCAGGCUUGACGCUGCUGUUGGGGGGUGGAAGAAACACCCCCGCAACUUUGGCAUCCAGGAAAAGCGUGUCUCCUUCCCCCCCUCCGCACCCCCCAGCCAGGCUGCUUUCUUCGGCGACCAUAGAAAGGAAUUUCCCAUCCUAUGUCGCGGAGGGUAAAAGCGUACCCGGGGGGCAGCGAGCGCCACAUCUGGCAGGGAUUUGGGGGUUAAAAUCCAGUGUCCGCCGCAAUCGACAAUGGCAAAUGAACCGGUGAUUCUGAAUGUUUAUGACAUGUACUGGAUAAAUGAAUACACCUCUACCUUGGGGAUUGGAGUCUUCCACUCUGGCAUCGAGAUCUACGGCAGAGAAUUUGCCUAUGGAGGGCAUCCUUAUCCUUUCAGUGGGAUUUUCGAGAUCACACCUGGCAGUGCGGUAGAGCUUGGCGAGACCUUUAAGUUCAAAGAGUCCGUUGCUUUGGGCACCACUGACUUCACAGAAGAGGAUGUGGAUAAGAUUAUGGAGGAGCUGGGCAAGGAGUACAAGGGCAACGCGUACCAUCUCAUGCACAAAAACUGCAAUCACUUCUCCACUGCUCUGGCAGAGAUCCUGUGUGGAAAGGAGAUCCCCCGUUGGGUGAAUCGCCUAGCCUACUUCAGCUCGUGCAUCCCUUUCCUCCAAAGUUGCCUCCCUAGGGAGUGGCUGACCCCAGCAGCCCUGCAGAGCCACAUCAACCUCGGCCUCCACAAGGAAGAGCAGGGAGACACGACAGAUGAGGAGUCCCCAUCCACUUCUGCGGCUGCCUCGGCCUCAGGCACCUCGCGAACCUGUAGGCAUACCCGGGUCUAAGCUGUGCCCAACAUGCUCCCUUCUCUCGCUCUCUGGGUUUCUUCUAUUUCUUUCUCAUUUCCUCUCUUACAGCUCCUUUCUUUCUCCCUCUUUUCUUCACCCAAGAACAUUGAGGGAAACCCCCUUUAAUGAGAAGACGAGCUCUUGAUCCUUCCCGAAGGGUUGUCACUACUGUUGCUUGGCAAAAUGACGCUGAACUAUAGCAUUGUGCUGACAAGUGUGGUGGCUAACCUGGAUUCUCCUCUCAAGGCCCCCUGUGCUCCUUGAUCCGCAGAGAACUGUUGACUUUCUGGGCACGAGAGCAUGGGACUAGAGGGGAACUAUACCGGGAAGUUCCUUGGCUGGAACUGUUUUUAUUCUUUUAUCUCCCCCUCUCCAGUUCUGUCAAGGCUACCCCCACCUACAACAUACCUCCUGGACAUGCCAGAUGAAGGAAGCAGAACCUCAGCUUGACUUUCUCAUCUCUAAGACCAGCAACAAGCUCCUACCUAUCCUCUUUUUUGUAAUUACCAGGUUUCUAAAUCAUUCAAAGGACAAGUGAAAGGUAUUGCUGUUGUACGACCACCAGUUUUCUGUGUUAGACUUUAAGAGAUUAGAGGACUGCCCUCCUCUCUCCCCCUCCCAACAACUAUACCACAAUUACCUAGAAAACAAAUGUAUAAUGGUGGUUUUUAUUUGGUUACAACAGGGGGUGGGGGUUAAUGCUUGGGGGUACCUACUAAGUAGAUGCAGGGGUGGCCUUAGUUUCCCUACCCAAGUCACCAGUUUCACAUCCCUGGUUUGCUGUUUCCCUUCCUUUUCAGUGGGGUGUUAAAUCUGUCUUCUGGCUGGCUAGCCAGCUGCCUCUGGUAACCUGUGUUUUGGGGAGGGACUUCUGGAGUGAGAUAAUGGUGAGAGGGAAUCCCUUGGGCAGACUGCUAUUUCCUAUUUUCUUCCCAGAACCAAACAUAUGGGUCCCUUGGCAGCCAUCCACCCAGUCUACAUUUAAAGCCAAGCCAGGAAGACGAAAACUAUCUAGACAGAGAAUAAACCACAAGAAUUGACAUUUGUUCCCUUGCCUCAGAGGCUGUUUUGGGAUGGAGAGGGCAGCUUGGAAUCCUGUCAGGAAGCAGAGGUUGCUGCACCAUGUACAUCCCCAUGGCAUCUUUUGUUACAUAACACUCUUUAUUUCAGUCAUUUGUGAUAGAAAAGGGGCAAGGCUGGUUGACCAACCACCCCAGCAUUGGUUCAUAGAUGUAUUAUGCCCAUGAUGAUGGUUUCUAUGCUGGGGGGCAGGUGGAGAAGGGAGCAGGUAUGCCAAUUCCAUUAUUCAAUCACCUAGCCAGGAAUUAUGUUCAGUGGCUACACCAACAUGGGAAAGGAAAAUCUAGGUCCCUCUUCUCCCACCAGCUAUGCAGAAGAGGAAGACAAAAGAGCCUGAGGAUGCGUGUGUAAUGUAUUGAUUUAGGGCCUGAUUCUUGGAAGUGCUGCGCUCCAGCUGAAGGUAGGAGGAGCUAUCAGUGCCCAGUGCCUCUGAAAAUCAGGCUGUUAGUGUGGAUAAUCCUGUCUCCAGCCACAGUCAGAAUAACAGACUGCUAAUUAUAACCAGCUAAGCAAGCUACUCCUUUAUCUCAAGUUUAUAGAAAUUGUGGGCUUGGUAUUGAAAGUCCUGGGUUUGAUCCCCACCGAUAUGCCUGGUGUCUGUACAUAUAUGGUCUCAGUUUGUUACGUGUGUGUGUGUGUGUGUGUGUGUGUGUGUGUGUGUGUGUAUCUGUAUCCAGCACCACACUCUAAUAUCCUGGGUUCCCGGUAUAGUUGCAUAGAGCCAGCAUCACAUUCUCUAUUACCCUGGUUUGUUCCGUGGUGAUUUACUAGGACCAGCAUCAUAUUCUCCAUUAUUCUGAAGUUGCCAGAGCUGCUGCCCAGACACAACAUUACACAAUACAGUACUGCACACUCAGUUGCCCUGCAGUGACUCGUGUCACUGUCUAAACCAGUCAUGCAAUCUCCAUUUUUCUGAAGUUCCCAGGAUCUCUGCCAAAAAACAGCAUUGUGACCGCAGGUAUGUGCAGUGACUGGAAGGACUGAGUGGAGGUCUCCCGGAGCUUUCAUUUGGCGAGGGAACAUUGCAGUCAGAUUGAGGUAAUAGCAAAUACCUGAUCGACUACCAUCCAUCCAUCAGCCCAACCUGCCAUCUUGCAUCUGAUCUCAUAUGAAGUGUCAUAUUGGAAGUCCCAGGUGGAAUCAGGGCUCCAGCGACAUACCUUUCCUAAGGGAAAUGCUUUGUCUAAGGGUAUGUCUACACUACGAAAUUAGGUCAAAUUUAUAGAAGUCAGUUUUGUAGAAAGCGUUUUUAUACAGUCAAGUGUGUUUGUCCCCACACAAAUGCUCUAAGUGCAUGUAGUU